GGAGCCGGGCGGGAGGAAAGGCCGCUCCGUGGGUAGGGGGCUGCAGCGCGCCGAGCGGCUGGGCCCAGCGACGGCGCGGAUGGCGGACUCGCAGCUGUUCUGCGUGGCCGAGGAGCGCAGCGGCCACUGCGCAGUGGUGGACGGAAACUUCCUCUACGUGUGGGGGGGCUACGUGUCUAUUGAAGACAAUGAAGUAUAUUUGCCUAAUGAUGAGAUUUGGACCUAUGAGAUUGAUAGUGGGUUGUGGACGAUGCACCUCAUGGAAGGAGAACUCCCUACCUCCAUGUCAGGAAGUUGCGGUGCUUGCAUUAAUGGAAAGCUAUACGUUUUUGGAGGAUAUGAUGACAAAGGAUACAGCAAUCGACUUUAUUUUGUUAAUUUGCGAACAAGAGAUGGAACCUAUGUUUGGGAAAAACUCACCAACUUUGAAGGUCAACCACCCACACCACGUGAUAAACUUUCCUGCUGGGUAUAUAAAGACAGAUUAAUAUAUUUUGGUGGCUAUGGGUGUAGGAGACACAAUGAACUCCAGGAUUGUUUUGAUGUUCAUGAUGCAUCUUGGGUACGUCCACCAGAACUAUUCAUAGCUCAGUCUGGCUUCUGUAUGAGAGAAGAGCAGAUAUUCUGGGGUUGGCAUAACGAUGUUCACAUAUUUGACACAAAGACACAGAGUUGGCUUCAACCAGAAAUUAAAGGUGGUGUUCCACCGCAGCCACGAGCCGCGCAUACGUGUGCAGUUCUCGGAAAUAAGGGCUAUAUCUUUGGCGGACGUGUUUUGCAAACUAGGAUGAAUGAUUUGCACUAUCUAAACUUAGAUACCUGGACCUGGUCUGGAAGGAUUCCAAUUAAUGGAGAAAACCCCAAACAUCGGUCAUGGCAUACUUUAACACCAAUAGCGGAUGAUACACUUUUCCUAUUUGGUGGACUAAGUGCAGACAAUAUUCCGUUAAGUGAUGGUUGGAUUCAUAAUGUCUUAACAAAUUGUUGGAAACAGCUUACACAUUUACCUAAAACAAAACCCAGGUUAUGGCACACAGCCUGUUUGGGAAAAGAAAAUGAAAUAAUGGUAUUUGGUGGGAGCAAAGAUGAUUUACUUUCCUUGGAUACAGGUCAUUGUAAUGAUUUAUUGAUCUUUCAAACACAGCCUUAUUCACUACUCAGGUCAUGCCUUGACUGCAUUGGUAAAAAUGCUAUAAUUUUAGAAAGUCAGAUAUCUUUAUUACCUCCUAAACUUCUCCAACAAGUACUCAAAAAAAUAACAUUUUGGACUGCAGUUAAUCACCGAGAAGAACAAAGAGCCCAAAAAGAAGAAACAGAAAAUAAGUAUCAGUGGAUCAGUAGCAAUUAAGUUGUGAUAUACUCUACAUAUUUAAUAUGUUUAAACAUUUUAAUCAGACUGUAUAUUUACCCCCCAGAUUGGAGGCUUUAUUUAGAAGAUAAAAUCUGAAACAAAAAUUAUAUGUUAAACUGAUUGUAUGGCAUGAGAUAUAUAGGAAGAAGAUGUUAAUGGCAGAUUAAUUUGUAUUUUAUUUGUAAAUUAACAUAAAUUAAUUUCCUUAUAAGCUGCAGAAAAAAAAUCUACUUUCUGAAAGUAAGUAUAAUUGUAAGAGACUUUAACUCACUGUGUCUUCUUUACUGGAAAGAUUAUACAAAUUUGAGGAGAAUAAGAAAUUACCCCAAGGACUUUAGAGAUUCCCCAACCUAAAGAUAGAUAGAUAUAUAAAAACACCUCAUAUCAACUUUCAGAAAGAAUAGAUUUUUCUCAAGUCACUUUAAAAUUACAUAAAGCUUCCCAUUAAAUGACUCAGUUAUUUAAAGAACUUCUCCUUAAAUAAGUAAUACAGCUGGACAAAAUGAUAAAAUAGGCAAGCACUGCUAUGGGAUUAAAUAUUGAACUCCUACCCUUUUAGCACUUAUCUAGUAAAGUAUCCUUCCUCACCUUUGAGUAGGGGAAUAAAUGUCUUCAAUUGUUUUUCUGUUACCUCUAAGUUGUUAGUUUGUCCCAUUUUAUAUGUAUAUAAAGACCAUGUUUGAAAGUGUCUAAAGUGGAGAUUUAUUUGUCAUACAGGCUUUGAAAUAUUGAGAGGCAGUAUAGUUAUUAACUUUAGAGACACCUGAAGAUACAUUUUGCCUUGGGGGAAUACUUCUAAAGUAACUUUCAGUGAAUUAUGAAAUGGGAUGAUAACCUAGUAAUUUGCCUUUCUAGAAACCCCUCCUUUUGGCCCACACCAUUCUACAGAGUUGGUGCUCAAGACCCAGGAUAUUCAAAAUAUGUUAUCUUCCCAUUUCUUUUCAGUAUUAACUGCCUAUAAAGAAAUGGAACAUGAAUAUUUAUCUUUAUGUUCUUUAAAUAGUACUUUUGCCAUGGUUAAGAAGUUGUUCACAUAUCACAGUUGUACCCAUCCAUUGAAUUACUAAUAACAAGGAAUUACUAAGAAUUUGGUAUAUAAAAUUACUGUCUACCAUACCACCAUACACGUUGACUCUGAAAUUUAAAAUGUUGGAGUAAAUAUAUUUCUGUAUUGAAGUGCAUGUAUAAUUUAUAAUGAAAAUUACAGUAGUUUAUAGAUCUCACUACAUUGUAGAGAUAUAUUUUAUAUAUAUGUACUGUAUUUUAGACGUGCAAAGCUUCUAUUUAUGUAUUGAAAUACUUUGUGUUUACAUUUUAUUUAUUAUACAAACUAUAUAGAAUUACUAUUUUCCUAGUUUUGUUAGUGUGAACCAGUCAUUAGAAUUGAUUGUGCAAACAAUAUUUCAGUGUAAGUUUUCAUUUUUUCUUACUAUUUUCAGGCUGAAUAACAGAUUUAGAAAGUGAAUCUCAUAGGUAAUAUGGGUCUUAGAAGUAAUUAUUUUAUUACUAUGAACUUCAGUAUUCGGCAUUCUAUAAGGAACAAAUAUCAAAACAUAUUAGACAGUGAUAGAUGACACUGAGUGGGAUGAACACUUUUUAACAUGGCUUCUGGGUUGUGUGAAUGGCUUCUCUAGCCUCUUAGAGAAGCACUGCUGUUUUUAAAUGGUUUACCUAAACACUAAAAGUUAGAUUAACCCCCUCAAAACACACACUCUUUGUUUAGGCUUCAAGAGAAUGAAAAUCUAUAUAUUAUUUAUGGCACACAAAACUGGUACUCUUCUUAUUUGACUUAAUAUAUUGUACUGCUUCAAAAAGUUAUAUGUCCUGAGGUAGCCCCAUAGUAGGAGUGGCAGGGAAUUCUAAUCUGAUCUUCAAUUUCCAAAACUUGGCUUAUAGCAGGGCUUCCCUGCUAUUAGGAGAUGUAGAAAUUCUGCGAGCUGGCAAAGCCAGUUUUGAAGAUCCCUAGUCAAGCAGUAUUCACUCCUCACUUCUUAGCACUUAUGGUUUACUAUCAACUUCUGUGUUGUUGACCUGUGCAGUGUAUAGGAACCCAAGGCAACAUCAGCCUCAUAACUUUCUCUCUUAACUCUCCCUUACAGGUUCUUUGUUUGAAAGAUGACUCUAGAGGGUUGACUUUUUUUUUUUUUUCAGGUGGUUCACAAAAUAGGUUUCCAGUCUGAUUCUCAAGGAAAAAGAAUUUCUGGCCAUCUUUAUUAUGUGUAUCAGGAUAUUCUUCCAGUUGUCAGGAAGGAUUCUUUUGAGGUAUUACCAUUUUUAGAAUGAUAUAGUAAAUGGCAUAUCAAAGUUAGUGUACAUUUUUUACAGAUCGUAUCUUUGCAUAAGCACCUUUUAAAAAAUUAUUAGCCUUUUGAUAGAAGCUUAAAAAUAUUCUUUAGAACUUCAUACUGUCAGCCCAGGAACAAAGCGAUGUUUUCACCAAUACAUUAUUUAUAUGUAUGUAUGUGUGAGAGAGAAAUAAAAUAAACUCACUAAGAUAGAAUAAUUUUCAGGGUAGUACAUAGUGUCUGAAAAAUUAAAAUUUUGAUUUCAGAACACUUCACAGGAAAAGAAACAGUUUUAAGAAACAAAUAGUACCCCAUUCCCACUUUUUUUUGGUGCCUGUUUUUUCAUUGUAUUAAUGUGAUUCUAUAUGAAUUUCCAGUUUGAUGAAGUUUUCAAACGGUCCAGCAUGUGGGUGCAGCAAGAACAUUUUUAAAAUCACCCAAGUAAUGGACUGAAUGUUUGUAUCCCCACAAAAUUCAUAUGUUGAAACCCUAAUCCUCAAUGUGAUGGUUUUUGGAGGUGGUGUCUUUGGAAGGUAAUUAGGUUUAGAUGAUGUCAUGAGGGUGGGGACCCCAUGACGGGAUUAGUGUACUUAUAAGAAGAAGAAGAGACCAGAGCUCUCCUACUCUGUCUCUAUCACAUGAAGAUGCAAUGAGAAGGCACCCGUCUGCAAGGCAGGAAGAGGGCUCUCAUUAAGAACCAAGUCUGUCAGCACCUUGAUCUUGGACUUCCCAGCCUCUAGAACU
Messenger RNA from Balaenoptera musculus (blue whale), 4380 nucleotides. RefSeq names its product kelch domain containing 1 (gene KLHDC1). NCBI's taxonomy places the organism in Eukaryota, Metazoa, Chordata, Mammalia, Artiodactyla, Balaenopteridae. The coding region runs from base 80 to 1348 and encodes 422 amino acids. The record is from RefSeq and is a predicted model, not a curated record. The transcript is spliced from 14 exons. Gene Ontology annotation, molecular function: protein binding.